Molecule: messenger RNA, 1638 nt
Organism: Knipowitschia caucasica
Lineage: Eukaryota; Metazoa; Chordata; Actinopteri; Gobiiformes; Gobiidae
Source: the annotation of a GenBank genome assembly
AUGCCUGAGGACAUGGGGACCGCCAAGCCUGGGGGAGUGAUCGCCUACAUCUCCUCCGGCGCUGCCUCGAGUCCAGAGUCCUGUAUGAGCACUAGUCCCAGCACUGGGUACCUGUCCUCAUCCCCCCCUCUGUCCCGGCCGUCCCUGCCGAGCCGAGCCGUGGGCAUGGUGGUGGACAUUGCCCCUCCGGCCAAGGGUGGACCUCAACGCAGUGUGGACAAAGCAGGACGCUCAUCUACGUCUACCAAGAGCAGCAUCACAAAAAUAAACGGGAUGGUGCUUCUCUGUAAAGUCUGUGGUGAUGUGGCCUCGGGCUUCCACUACGGGGUCCACGCCUGUGAGGGCUGCAAGGGCUUCUUCAGGAGGAGCAUCCAGCAGAACAUCCAGUAUAAAAAGUGUCUGAAGAUGGAGAACUGCACCAUUAUGCGGAUCAACAGAAACCGCUGCCAGCAGUGCCGUUUUAAGAAGUGUUUGUCUGUGGGCAUGUCCAGAGACGCGGUGCGAUUCGGCCGUAUCCCCAAACGCGAAAAGCAGAGGAUGCUGCUGGAGAUGCAGAACGCCAUGAACAACAUGAUGAGCUCCAACAGCCAGCUGCACACCAUGCUCCAGGGCCAGCAGAGCCCCUCCCCCUCCUCAUCCUCAUCCUCUGACCCGCCCUCUCCACAGUGUCCGCCUGACUCUGAGUCUGUCUCCAUGGAUACCAACUCCAGCUCUGCCUCGUCGUGCUCCUCAGACAGUGGAGAGGACGACCUGAGUUCCCACCGGCAGCAGGAGGGCUUUACGUACCACCAGCAGAGCCCUGAGGCCCCAGGGACCAGCGACCGGACCAGCGACCGGACCAGCGACCGGACCAGCGACCGGACAAACGAGGAGCAGAACAGCUGGAACAGUUGGAACAACACCAGUUUCUCAGACACGCUACAUGUGACUAACACGGCCUAUAGAGAAGAACAGACCUACCAGCUCCACAGCGCCCCCAGCUUUGAGGCCACACACCAGCAGCUGCAUCUACACUGUCCACAGACCAGCCGCACUCACCUGGUGUGCCCCAUGAACUCCUCGCCUUACGUGGACCCACACAAGAGCAGUCAGGAGAUCUGGGAGGAGUUUUCCAUGAGCUUCACUCCUGCUGUGCGGGAGGUUGUGGAGUUUGCCAAAAGGAUUCCAGGAUUCAGAGAGCUGUCCGAGCGGGACCAGGUCAGCCUCCUGAAAGCCGGCACCUUUGAGGUGCUGAUGGUGCGGUUUGCCUCCUUGUUCAACAUGGCGGAGCGCACAGUGACAUUCCUCAGUGGGAAGCGUUACAGCCUGGACAUGCUGCGCUCCCUCGGUGCUGGAGAUCUUCUUAGCUCCAUGUGUGAGUUUAGUGAAAAGCUGGCGGCUCUCCGCUUGGACUCGGACCAGAUGAGCCUCUUCACGGCUGUGGUGCUGGUCUCAGCCGACCGUUCCGGAAUCCAAGACCUAAACUCUGUGGAGGCUUUACAAGACAAACUGAUCCGAGCUCUGAGGAACCUGGUGAUGCAGAACCACGGAGCAGACGCCUCCACCACCUUCACCAAACUGCUGCUAAAACUGCCCGAGCUGCGUUCCCUGAACAACAUGCACUCAGAAGAGCUGCUGUCGUUCAAGGUGCACCCCUGA